Messenger RNA from Leptidea sinapis, 920 nucleotides. RefSeq names its product oligoribonuclease, mitochondrial. Lineage: Eukaryota; Metazoa; Arthropoda; Insecta; Lepidoptera; Pieridae. Gene Ontology annotation, molecular function: nucleic acid binding; 3'-5'-RNA exonuclease activity. Gene Ontology annotation, cellular component: mitochondrion. The record is from RefSeq and is a predicted model, not a curated record. The transcript is spliced from 3 exons. The coding region runs from base 93 to 728 and encodes 211 amino acids.
GAACUAUGAUGUAUGUAUCGAUUUAAUAUAUUAAAUUUUAAUGUAAUGUAAUUGUGCUUUCCAAAAGAUUUCUUAUAAAUCAAUAAUUAAGUAUGAAUCGAUGGUUUAAUUCCACUUUGGUGUAUAUAAAAAAUAUUAAUGUAAUGAAAACACACUACAGGAGUAAAAUGUCCUCAUGCACUAUCGAUAAGAAAGCAAACCGAAUCAUUUGGAUGGAUCUGGAGAUGACAGGACUUGAUAUUGACAGAGACCAUAUUAUGGAGCUAGCGUGCUUAGUGACCGAUUCUGACCUUAAUGUGGUUGCAACAGGUCCGGAUAUAGUUAUACACCAACCAGAUCAUAUAUUAAACAGCAUGAACGAGUGGUGUAAAGCACAUCAUGGUGAGAGUGGGCUGACUAAACAAUGUAAAGAGUCUAGAAUAACCUUAAGAGAAGCUGAAAAUCAAGUUUUGAAGUUUGUUGCUUCCAAUGUCCCGGAGAAAUGUUGUCCCUUAGGAGGAAAUAGUGUCUACAUGGAUAGACUGUUCUUGAGAAAGUAUAUGCCACAAUUAAAUAAUUACCUGCAUUACAGAAAUAUAGAUGUUAGUACAAUAAAGGAACUUGUGAAAUGGUGGUAUCCAAAAGAAUAUUCUAGGGUGCCGAAUAAAAAGUUUGCACAUAGAUGCCUGAGUGAUAUAAUGGAUAGUAUAGAAGAAUUAAAAUAUUAUAAGCAUAAUGUUUUCAAAUGAUAAUAAAAAUCAACAAUCAUAAUAAUAUAUAAUAACUAAAUAAAUAUACUUUUUAUUCCUGGUGUGCCACUUAAAAUAUUGUUACAUAGACGGGUAAUUAGUAUUGUCAUUGUAUUGUGUGUGUGUUAACAGUCUAUUUUCUUUUGUGUGUAUUUAAAUCCUUCUUGUAUUUAAUAAAUCCUAACAGUUCAA